Trypanosoma rangeli is the source of this 1641-nucleotide messenger RNA. RefSeq lists its product as uncharacterized. NCBI's taxonomy places the organism in Eukaryota, Euglenozoa, Kinetoplastea, Trypanosomatida, Trypanosomatidae. Gene Ontology annotation, cellular component: membrane. The coding region runs from base 1 to 1641 and encodes 546 amino acids. The transcript has a single exon. The record is from RefSeq and is a predicted model, not a curated record.
AUGCGCCUAUCGUACAGUGAACAGCUGAUUGAGCUCGAUCAGCAGCGGCGAACGAAGGCAUACGGGAGGGAUGCAAAACGCUUUCAUCUUAAGCUUGCUACCUUCACCAGUGCGCUGUUGUACUUGGCGGCACGUGUUGAGGCGUGGAUGCACCCUCGGUCAGUUUCACACACUUGGGUGGAUAAUGUGCUUGUGGAAGUUGUUGAAGACGAUAAAUUGGAGCGCGUUUGCAGCAUUCUCGGAUGCGUCUUUGCGGCCUCUUUGUUUUUGCUGGUCUUUCUGACUAUACGAGGCGGUGUGCGUCGCAACUCGUCGCGCUCUGCACGUGGUCCUCGCGCUGCUGGGGACAGCAGCCACAGGGCAAAGGGGUGGUCUGCACCCUUCUCGUCGAUCGCUGUACCCGCAUCAACGCUGUUUGGGGGUUUGCCAAAAGUGGAUGUUCCCCCCACUACUGCAGCUGGUGGCUCACAGCAGUUGCGACUUCACCAACAUCACUCACUUCAACAGCAGCAGUCGAUUCGCUCGGAGGCGGAGCUGAAACGCUUUCUCUCCUCGAAGGAAUUGGCUACUGACAAGGGCGGUGAGGCCCCGCUGCCUGCUGUUGCAGCGGCCGCUGCUUCUACGGCAACGCUUUCCGCCCCCGCCGUCACUUCAUCGUCCGCCGGUGGAGGAACUGCGUUUAGUGGGCCAUUGGUGGGGGCCGCCGUCGCAGUGGGGCCCUCAGAUGGUAUUCGCGUACAGUACCUUGGUGGCGCCGAGAAGCAGACUGCAGCGCAGCCUGUAGAGACAGAGUGGACUGGUCUAGGCAUUCUUAGUGCUGAGCGCUCACUCCUCAAGGCGCGCAAGUGGCUCUCCGAUCUCUGCCAAGAGCUGGCGGAAGAGACAGCCGUCUGCGACCGCUGGUUCGCGGAACGUCAGAUCAGUUCCUUUGACACAAUGCAUUGUCUGCAAGAGACUGUCCCCUUACCUCGGCCAUCUGCCCCAGCGAGACUCGGUGUUGGUGUCACAAAUCUGCUGGCCUCGACAACACCGACGGUUCUGCGCAAACGUGACGCUCUUUUGAACGAGCGUCAGAAGCUUGCAGGUCAGGCACAAAAUGUGCAAAAUUUUGACGCCAUCCUUCACCUUGACCAACGCCUUUCACUGGAGGCGAAACUCGAUCCAUCCGGUACUUUUCCCUCUGCGUCGCCUCUUUCGGUAGCGGAGCAGCAGGCACAACGGCAGUACAUCGUCAAGCGACUGCGUUCCUUUGCGUCCCAGAAGACGCUCGCCUCAUAUAGACAUAACCACGGUGAUGCGGAUCUUUGGCACGACGGCUUCCCCACCGACGCCCACUUGCUGAUUCACAUUGUUCGCGCCUGCGUCGAUGGGUUUGCCAACUACGUGAAGUUCCCACACCAGCCGAUGAACCCGCAGGCAGGCCUAGCGAUAUUUGUUGGGGACACUGGGGAACCGUACUUUUACGUGCGGUAUCGUAGUGGAGCGAAUGACAAGACGUACGCGACACAUCAGGGAGUAAACUCCCUCUUUGAGGCGGUGCUGAUCUUCGCGGCAAUCGUGCGCGCGUACCACAAUGACUCGUACGGUGGCAUCUGGGGCGUCAUGGAUUUAUCCCGCACAGGUCUGCUGAGUGUGUUGUAG